Messenger RNA from Neolamprologus brichardi, 3018 nucleotides. The record is from RefSeq and is a predicted model, not a curated record. Lineage: Eukaryota; Metazoa; Chordata; Actinopteri; Cichliformes; Cichlidae.
AUGGCUCUGCUGGCAGAAUCUGGAGGUGGUGGUGGUGGUGGAGGUGGCGGUUUUGGAGGUGGAGCCCCAAAAGGAAUGGGCGGCCUUUUCCAAGGAGGUGUGCCAAAGUUACGCCCAAUUGGAGACGGUCCUGCUGGUGGUUCACUGGGCAGAUCUGCGCUACGGCCCCCGGGGUCCCGGUCAGCGGCUCCUCGUCCUCCCACAGGCCGGUCCACCUCACCGUCACCCCCCAACAAGCCCUCUGCACCAGAACAUUCACGCUCACACCGCCCCUCGCUGCCUGACAUAUCCCACUCCUCCAGCGGUAGCAGUGGGAUGAAGCACAGCACCUCUGCACCACCACCCCCACCACCCUUUAACAGAGGUGGCCGUGGAAAUGCCCCACCUACCCCAAGCCAGAAAGCAUCUCUUGCACCUUCCUCAUCCUCUUACAGCAGAGAGAAGCCCCUUCCACCAACACCUGGAAGAGGUCCAGCCCCGCCCAGCAACGUAAAACCUCCGUCCUCCAGCAGACCACCUACUGGAGGCUCUUCUGCUCCUCCUCCUCCCCCGCCAUACAGACCACACACAUCUGGUGGUGUCUCUAAUGGGCCAUCCCACGGCGAUGGAGGUGGAGCUCCAGAGCUUCCCCAGAGGAAUAACUCCCUUCAUAAAAAACACACAUCAGGAGGCAGCAACCAAGGACGCAGCCAUGCCCCACCGCCACCUCCAUCAUUAACAUCGUCAUCCUCUUCUCAGCAGUCUAACAGACCACCUCCACCUGUCAGAGAUCCACCUGGACGCAGAACAGGUACGUCCCAGAAAUCUGUCAAAAGUGCAACAUUGCACAAUUUUUUAUUUAUUUUUUUCCUUUGUGACUUGAUGUGUCUGCACAUUUUAAAACGUUUGUUUAUUCUCCUUCCUCCUACAGAUGAUUUUGAAUCCAAGUUCAACUUCCACCCUAUUGAAGACCUUCCACCUCCAGAGGAGUACAGGCCUAUCAACAAGGUCUACCCCAGCAAGACCAACACGGCCGUAAGAGGAGCUCCUCCAGCGCCGCCUGUGGGCAGGUGAACGGACCUCAGUUCGGGACUUGAACUGUGUCGUUGAGGAGGGAGUGGUGAAGCACUCGAAUCAUAAACACACUACAUCACAAACAUACACUAACAUUGAGCCACCAGCUGGAAGCAUCAAGGUGAACACCAAGUAAACACUACUACACCACGCAGGUUUGACACUACUCAGCGGUCACUUUCAGUCUUUGCACGAGAGAACAAAAACCACUGACUGGGACCACUUUGAUGACGACUCUGCAGAGGCUUCUGUUUGACACUACAUAUCGGGACCAAACUCCGAACACUUCCAAAUCUCUGCAUUCCAUCUUUUUUUAUGCUUAUUCAGAAUAAUAAUAAGAAUAGUUGUGAUUUUUCAGAAUAACAUAUUUUCUUUUUUCUGUUAUGUUAUUGCUUUUUGGUGUCAGCAUUAAUUUGUAGGGAAUAUGAGCAGAUACACUCGAGUUUUUCCCUAAAAAUUUGUACUGCCACACAUGUGGGGCUUAUUGUCGGUUUGUUAAUUAGUAUUUGUCUUGAAUAGCCAUUCCACCAGUGCCAGGUAAAGGUGUGCUUGAGUCGGUGUGCCAAAUGCAGGUGGAGUCUCACGAACGGUUCACCAUGACAGCAGUCGCCACACACUUGUUCUGACAUUUAUAAUACUUUGAUUGUAGUCUUGCCUGUUUUUGUAACUCUAUCCUGUAUCUGGGGUUGUUCAUAUUUGCAUCUUCAGAUGAUGUUGCACAGCAGCUAAACUGCUUAACCGAGACACUGUGCAUGACCCUGACAUACGCACCUUCAACAUCAGGACUACAUCAUGUUGAUGCGACAUAAAACUGAUUUGCCCCUGAUGGUUCUGACAGGUUGUCCGUCACAUAGCCAGCAUAUUUCUUCAGGCUCACUGUGGGUUCUGUGUGGGCCACAUUUUAGUCCAACACUAAUUAUUUGUUUACUGGACCAAGGUUUGCAGACCAUUUUUGGAGGAGUUUACAAGGGAUCAUCUGUUUUUGCAGGAAUCUUCAAGGGAAGUUGGUCUGAAAGCUCAGCUCUGCUCUGAUUCAUGAUUUGCUGCUGGUGGCCCUUUCGAAGAAGGACCUUAUAGCCAGAGAAAGAUAAUGUUGUUGAAUUGCUAUGCAAGCAGCAGUUUGUAGAGAUUGUAGAUGGUAGCAGCUAACCAAAAACAAAAAUCUUAAAAAAAAAAAAAAUGCAGGAACACUUAAGUGCCAGAGAAUUGUUGGAAUAUAUAUGGAGGUCCUCUCUUUUCUCCCUUUGAAAGCAUCAAGCUUCACUUUAAAACACUAAUGACAUCAUUUUCUACAGUGCACAGCACAAAAAGUGAACAAAAAAAUCCUGGCUCAGGUCAGACUGUCCAUUCUCAGUGAUGCAGCGCCUCCUGCUGGUAUUUGCCUUACACAAAUCUGUUGUCACUCAUCGGUACCAGUGAUUAGUUUUUUGAUGAUGAUGACGACAUAUAUUGGGGGAAGAUGAUGACAACGGAGUAAAUAAGAAACAAGUCUAUUUGAAAAUGCAAUAAAUAUUGUAUAUUUACUUUAAGGAAUAUGGUAAUCAUAGUUAUUGAUCUAUUUUUAUGUUGUAAAAAGCUUGUACUAUAGGAAAAGACAAAUGAUUAAGAGUUCUAACAAUGUUCCAGUGGGUGAGCUUUGGUCUGACAGACUGGAUUCUUUGUUGCACUUCUCUGGACAUUUGGCCAUAAAGGUGAAUGAGCUGAAUUGAUGUAUGUGAGGUUUUUACCAAUGAGCCAACAUUUUUGGGGUCUGGUUUUCAAAAAAUCAGAUUGGCAGGUGAUAAGUGAUGCACCUCCACUUCUUUUUCUGGAUCAUGUUCACCUUGAUACACAGAUGACCCCUCUACUUAUCUCAUGUUCUCACCUUGUCCACUCUGAAAAGCAAAAGCCCUGUGGUCAUUCACGUUAUCAGCCAUGUUUUUAUCAUUUGAAAUAAUUUCAAAUAAAUAUAUUCCUGUUGGGAAA